Messenger RNA from Neopelma chrysocephalum (saffron-crested tyrant-manakin), 2493 nucleotides. It is a transcript of the gene GPR132, whose product is annotated as G protein-coupled receptor 132. Gene Ontology annotation, biological process: G1/S transition of mitotic cell cycle; negative regulation of G2/M transition of mitotic cell cycle; G protein-coupled receptor signaling pathway. Gene Ontology annotation, molecular function: G protein-coupled receptor activity. Gene Ontology annotation, cellular component: membrane. Bases 145 to 1245 code for a protein of 366 amino acids. Lineage: Eukaryota; Metazoa; Chordata; Aves; Passeriformes; Pipridae. The transcript has 2 exons. The record is from RefSeq and is a predicted model, not a curated record.
CUUAUGACUGCACGUGGGGGAAGUUAGACACUUCCUGCAGUUUUUUCAGAGCAGCCUGUGAGUACGGCAGGAGCUGGAGCACCCCAUCGUCUCCUCUGCAAACCAAGAAAAAAAAAGUAAGAAACACCAGCUGGAAUAAGAAUAAUGGAAGACUCCCUAGACACAAAAAAUAACUCCACUUGCCCAGGAAUUCCCUAUGAAGAGAGCCAGCCUCUUCUGGUUGCUGUUUACAGCAUCGUUUUUGCCAUAGGCCUUCCAGCAAAUUGCUUAACUUCCCUGCUUACACUGGUACAAAUCCAAAGGAAUAAAAUAAUUGCCAUCUACAUUUUCAGUUUAUCGUUGUGUGAGCUGAUGUAUAUAAGUACCUUGCCUCUCUGGAUUAUCUAUGUGCAAAACAGGCACAGAUGGACCAUGGGUGACACUGCCUGCAAAAUAACAGGAUUCAUCUUUUUCUGCAAUAUAUACAUCAGCAUUCUGCUUUUGUGCUGCAUUUCUCUGGAUCGUUACGUGGCACUGGUGUAUCCUCUGGAAUCAAGGGGGAAAAGAGGACAGAAAAAAGCCAUCAUAAUAGUCUGUUUUCUUUUUGCUGUGGUUGCAGUAAUCCACACUCCAGUAUUCUUCAUGGAAGAUGAGCAAAACAACACAAAUAGAACCUGCUUUGAGACUGUGCCCCUUGGCAUAAAAUUGGCUUCUUUCAGCUUUGCAAGAUUCCUAUUUGGAUUUGCCAUACCCUUCACAAUCCUCAUUUUCACGAACUACAAAAUUUUUCAAAUUACAAAAAGUAGCAGCAGCUUGACUUGUCACCAAAAAACCAAAGUGAAGUAUCUGGCUAUUGCCAUUAUCGUAAUUUUCCUGAUCUGCUUUGCUCCCUACCAUGUGGUACUCAUAAUAAGAGCCAUACACUUCAUGUUUAAUCAGAAUUGCCCAUGUCCAUUUGAAAGGAAGAUAUAUUCAAUUUUUACAGUGUUUCUGUGUUUAGGCACUGCAAAUGGUGUUGCUGAUCCAAUCAUCUACGUGCUGGUUAGUGAAAACAUCAGAAGAGAUUGUUACAGGAGCCUGAGGAGAUGGAGAUUGAACUCAUCCAAGCUAAAUUCAUCCAUUAAUCAAAAGACUGAGAGCAGAAAAUCAAAAAUACAAGAAGAAUCAGGGGAAGAAGGGCAAAGAGAAGAAAACAAAGAACUAACAGAUUCGUCCAACAUUCAAAAGACCUGUACUAGUGGCAGAGACCAAGAAGGUGGCAGCUAGCAGGUAGAUGUUGAAACAAAUAAGAAAUUCCCAAUGCCAGCUGCAGACUGCAGCACACAGGUAUUUAAAUGCUGACAUCAUCUUGCAUGUCCUGCGUGGGUCAGCAACUCCUUGAGGACAUUACAGGAGCAAUAAUUCUUAUUUCUUCUGUUUGUCUCCUGCAAUAAACUUUGCCCACCAGUAUCAUCGGUGAAAAUAUUGCUUUGCUAAGGAUACGUGGAAUAAACCAAGUAAUUUACUUUGAAUCAAACUGAAAUCUUAAAAGCUUAAUUUUUGGACUGAUUCCUUUCCUCACAUGCAGUAAAAUGAGUUUUAUCAUCCGAGCAAAAAAAAAAAAAACCAACCCACUGCUGAGGAGAACAAUGUGUCUUUCCUAUGGUUGACAUUUUUGCUUCUUGAGGAGGUACAUGUUCAGAGUCUCAUAAAUGCACUCUGCCGUUACUGUUUGUGGUUAACCAGUGGAAAAUAUUAAGAAUGAGUAAGUCUUUCAACGAGAGCCUUGAAAAUGUUUCCCAUAGUUCUGUAUGCAUUGUACAUUCUGGGGGAAUUGGAGAGUAAAACAGUGGCCUGGUAACACAGAAUGACAGUACUGCUGCUGCAUUAGUCAAUGCACUGUCCUGAAAUUCUUAAAAUGUACAAUUCUAAUGCUUGACAGUUUACAAUUUGUAAAUUUUACUUGUUUUGCAGCCAAAUCUAGAGUGCACUGACACAUAUAGAAAACUUAGAGAUUUCCAAGUGGAGUCAGGGACUCUUUUAUGCCAUCUUUGAACAUUUGUUGAGCUUGUGUUUCAUUUCUGUGUAAGCUAACACUGUCUGUAAAAGAGCCAAGUGCCUUACUGAUGUGGAAGGGCUGGCAGCCUGGAAAGCACAGCCCUUUCUCCCCAUAGCUGGGAACUCCCUUGGAUAUGCUGGAGGUGCACACAGGAGACCACCCUGCAGCAAAUUUCUUACUGAUGCUACCACUUUUACUAUUAAUAACUUAUUGAUAGUAGUUCCCUGUGCCUUCAAACCAGAAUUUAAAAAUUAAGAAUUGUACAAAUAUGGCAAGAUUUAUCUAAACGCUUCUUCAUAUUUUUGUGUGAUCCAACAGACAAAGAUCAUGAGUCAAUCUGAGUACGAGUUUGUAAAGUGUUUCACAGCAUCAUUUUGUUUCAUCUGUAAUUUUGUAUUUCUGUGAUAUUUUAAAACUGUUAUUUGUUCAUAUUUUUAAUUGAACUAGUAUUAGCCAAUGUUAAUAUUAAUGUAAAU